AGUCUGAUUUAACAAUGAAAAGAAAGGUUUCAACGACGGAUUUCGACACUGUGGAUUUAUUACGGCCAGCAAAAAGGCGCAGACUAGACGACGAUAAUCAAACGGAUGGGCCUGGUGCUGCUGCACCCUGUCACCAAAAUCAGGCCGCAGACAGUCAUUUGAUACUGGCCAAAAAUGUCGUGUCAUCUACUCAACAUGACUCCAGAGAGAAAGAAAUACUCCAUGUUGCUCAAAUGGAAGACAAGCAGACACCUAAUGCUAACUUACAAAGUGAAACUGACAGAGUAGAGAACACCAAUGUGCCUGUGGACGACCAGAAAGAACAGCCCUCACAAAUCAACAGAUUUUUGCUGUGGCUUCUAAAUAUAUACCCCAGCAAACAACGAGUAGUACUGAAACCGCCACCAAUACCACAACAAAAUGAGCUGAAUAAACCAAGCCUCAGUAAUAAUGGGGAAGGAGCAACAAAAGUAUGCGAGGACUUUCCUGGCUCGUCUUCUGGUCUGACAAUACUGGCCCAGACUGCAUUAUCAGCUGAUUACCUUUCCAGUAACAGUUACCCAACAAAAAGUGCAGAAACUGACACAAAGACAAUCACCGAAGGAGUGAGAAGUCAGCCCUCCAAACUUGACCGACUUUUGUCUUAUCUUAUGCCUUCUGGUUAUCCUUCUGAGACAGGACCAGGGUCAUCAACCAAAUCAGUCUGUCACAGGGAGGCGGAUAAACCGAGCGGCAGUUCUCAGUCAAACACCUCUGAAAGUACAAAAAAACGUAGAAAGGGCGUGCCACAUAAGCGACCUUCCUCGUCCUCUCAGACCGCCUCGACUGAGGGCGUACCAAACAAAAAGGUCAAACUGAGUGAUAAAAGUAGUUCCAUCAAAAAGGCGAAAGAAAAAGUUAAAAUCAAGCCACCUCAGUCACUUAUUGGGCAAUACAGGAGGAAAUCUGAGGUGCCUAGGCGACAGCCUUUCUACAACUCUCUGAUCGCCAACUGGAGGAACCAGUUGGAUGAAUGGAAUGAAAAGAAUCGAGAAAUUGAUUCCAAAGAUGCUCACAAAAUGAAGUACCCCUCUCAUCUGCAUGAGUGGUUAGAGAGAGUCAAAUUUAACCACACUCGCAAAUGGCAGACGCUCAAGUAUUCAGAACCAAAAUGGACAGCAUGGCAAUUAGCACAAACCAACGGUUCUCCCAAACGUGCUUAAAUUUGACAUGUCGAUGGCGGCCCCAAACUUUCCUUCCGCCACAUAAAACUGUGCAAUAUAUUUAUGAACUUUGGUGCAAUCAUCACUGUGCCUGUCUGCAGGGCUAACAGUCACGUGUUAUUUUUUUUUUUUACGAGCACAUAUUUUUUAUUUUACUACUGAUUCUCAUGAUCAUGAUGGCACCGAAGAAUGAGAUGAUUUUUUUGGCUUUGCGUUUUGUUUGUUUUUAAUCACACAUCCGUCCUUUUUAUCAUGAAUUCAAUUUAUACAUUUGUUGAGAACUGUUUUAUAA
Saccostrea cuccullata (small rock oyster) is the source of this 1494-nucleotide messenger RNA. RefSeq lists its product as uncharacterized. NCBI's taxonomy places the organism in Eukaryota, Metazoa, Mollusca, Bivalvia, Ostreida, Ostreidae. The coding region runs from base 15 to 1202 and encodes 395 amino acids. The record is from RefSeq and is a predicted model, not a curated record. The transcript is spliced from 8 exons.